CCCUCACCACUCUUACUCAUUCCCCACCCGUCGUCACGCGCAGCCAGAUCCGCCCGACGCCGCCUCCUCUCCAUCCCGCCCGGCGGCGCCCGCCCACCGCUGCCCCAACGGCCCCGCGCUCCUCCUCCUCCUCCUCCUCAACCGCCCGCGAGCCGCCUCCUCCUCACCUGCACGCGCACCGCCGCCUUAUCCGCUCGGGCGCCGCCACUCCGAUCCACGGCUCGGCGCCACCCCCAUCUUCCGCGAGCCCGCGGGCCGUCCCCAUCGGGCGGCCGCCAACACCUCCCGAUCCGCCCGCACUCCGCCGCCCCUCCUUGCGCUGGGCGCUCGCUGGAGGAAGAGGUCGCCGGCUCACUGGGCUGCUCGCCGUUGAAGCUCUCGCGGCCGCUCGUCGGAGGAGCUCGCGCAGCAGGCAGCGGCAGCACAGCAGGGGCAGGCAGCUUGCGGCGGCGGCAGCAGCGCAGGGCAGGUCAGUUUUAUCGAGGGAUUCUACCGACCCUCGCACGCGCACACACCGAGGCAGCAGCUUCAUGGCCGCCGGCGAUGCCUCCGCCACCUCCUCCUCUGCAACUCCUUACCCCGACCGCCUCCGCGAAGCACUCGACGUCCUCUCCCAGGCAUGCGAAUCCGGCGUCUGCGAUGCUUUGGAAGCCGCCUCUUUCACCGUCUCCGAGAUUGUUGACGCCGCCGCCGCCACGAGUGCCGAGGCCGAUGACGGGAGGGACGACGGCGACGCCACGGCGGCGGCCAGGGUCUCUGAGGAGAUGCUCCGCGAGGUGCACGAGUUCCUCUCUCGUCCGUCUUCGAACCAGAUGGCCAUUGACGCGCUGUCGCUUGUGCUCCCCAAACAUGUGGCGAAGCUGGGAGCUCAAAUAGGGGGAUGCUGGGACCUUGCCGCCGCUAUCCUCAAGUUCUUCGUGAUGAAUUGCAGUCCGAGGGACAUGCUCUCCAUCCUCUGUGAGGCAUUAGAUGCGGCAAUGGACGUACCUAAUGACUCAUCCAGCUUUGUUCUUCUACUCAAUGCACUUGCUAAAGUGCUUACUUUAAUUCAGAGGCGGCAUAUCGAGCAAGUAAAGGUGGCGCUUCCUGUUGUCCUUAAAGUUAUGUGUACUACUGUACAAGAAUGUGAUGAGGAACAUGGAAAUGCUGUUGUUGAUCUUUUCAAUGCAGCACAUGAAAUUGGCAAUGCCAUUCAAGAAAUGUGCAAAGCAGUGGUCAAUAAGAACAAAGACCUCUGUGCAAUUCUUGGCUUAUACUCGCUUCAGAUUAUAGCUCUUGUAUCACAAAGCAGACAGCAGGAUAUUCUCUCUGCUUGCGGUUCAGUUGUUCUUCAGCAUUUCAGAUUUCUUAAAUCUAGUGGAUUCACCUAUCUCGGUCUACUAACUGGUAGUGAUGCCACAGCAGCCACUGAUAAGCUUUCCAAAGAGGACGAUGCUGAAUUUUUAGAGUGGUUUUCUCUUGCUACGGAUGGCACAGCGCUUACAGUUGUGUGGACAUUUAUGUAUGAUGCUAUGUCAAAGUAUGCUGGAGAAGAGUUGGAAUUAGCACUGAAGGAAGUUCAGGGCAACUAUAUGAAGAAAUGGGAAGCAAUUAACAUGCUUAAAUGUGUCCUGUCCUCAAUUAGUUACCCAUGGAUAAUCAAAUCCCACGGUAUCAACUUAUUGCUCAGUCUAACUGGUGAAAAUCAUGUUCAAGAAAUCAACAAUCAUGUAGACUUCACAUUUUAUGUUCCUCGUACUUUUGCAACACUCAAGGCCAUUGAAAGCGUAAUGAUGGGUGCCCCUGAGGCAUUGAUGCGGAAAAAAGCUUUUGCUGCUUUGAAAAAGGUUAUUUCAAUGGUGCCCUCAUCUCAGAGAUUCAACAUCUUACAAGCUCUUCUAAGCAAUAGCAUGUCGCCAUCCUUGACCGCAAUUCUCCUAGAUCUAGUGAGGGACGAAGUUUUGAGAGAGAGUCGUCAAGCUGAAAACGAUUGUGCUGAAUCUGAUGGAUUGCCACCUUGGGCUUCUCAUGCGCUUGAGUUAGUCGAGCUGAUUUUGAGGCCUCCACAAGGUGGCCCUCCGUGCCUUCCUGAUCACAGUGAACAGGUAGUAUCAGCUCUGAACUUGCUUAGAUUUAUCCUGAUAAUAGAUUCAAGAGGACCAAGAUCAGGAAAAUUGUUCCAGAAAGAGACUUUACAGAAGGUGCAUUCGGAGUGGCUGAUCCCAUUAAGGCCAAUUGUCUCGCGAAUUCAGUCAGAAAAUGAAAGGGGUGAUAGUGAGCUUGCAAAUCAGAUCUUGUGCUCGUUAAAUCCUGUUCAACUAGUGUUGUACCGCUGCAUAGAGUUGGUGGAGGAAAAGAUAAAAGGUUGCUAA
Messenger RNA from Panicum hallii, 2351 nucleotides. Its product is annotated as aberrant root formation protein 4. The transcript has 15 exons. Gene Ontology annotation, cellular component: cytoplasm. Gene Ontology annotation, molecular function: ubiquitin-protein transferase inhibitor activity. Bases 531 to 2351 code for a protein of 606 amino acids. NCBI's taxonomy places the organism in Eukaryota, Viridiplantae, Streptophyta, Magnoliopsida, Poales, Poaceae. The record is from RefSeq and is a predicted model, not a curated record.